Messenger RNA from Neltuma alba, 1033 nucleotides. RefSeq names its product haloacid dehalogenase-like hydrolase domain-containing protein 3. NCBI's taxonomy places the organism in Eukaryota, Viridiplantae, Streptophyta, Magnoliopsida, Fabales, Fabaceae. The transcript is spliced from 9 exons. The record is from RefSeq and is a predicted model, not a curated record. Bases 34 to 807 code for a protein of 257 amino acids.
AGAAUUUGACGUCAAAACAUUUUAGUGGAGCCGAUGGGGACUAGCCUGGUGAGAUGCUCUCCCGGUAACGCAUUAUUCAGAGCUCUCAAACCUCCGAAUUCAAAGCUUUUUGGAUUUUCUUCGAUGUCGGUUCGCUACGAUGGAUCGAAUUCUCGUGGGAGGGCAUAUGAUGCUUUGCUUUUGGACGCUGGAGGUACCCUUUUGCAAUUGGCAAAGCCAGUUGAGGAGACUUACUCUGCAAUUGGAAGAAAAUAUGGUUUGACUGUGACACCAGCUGAGAUAAAGCAAGGGUUUAGGAGAGCAUUUGCUGCCCCUUGGCCUGAAAAGCUACGUUACCAGGGAGACGGGAGGCCAUUUUGGAAGCUUGUGGUUUCUGAAGCCACGGGUUGUGCUGAUGAAGAUUAUUUUGAGGAAGUUUAUGAGUACUAUGCAAAUGGUCAUGCGUGGCAUCUUCCAGAUGGAGCUUAUGAAACAAUUUCCCUUCUCAAGGAUUCAGGAGUUAAGAUGGCCGUUGUUUCCAAUUUUGACACUCGAUUGAGGAAGCUAUUGAAGGAUCUUAGUGUAUUAAAUCUGUUUGAUGCUAUUAUUAUAUCAUCAGAAGUUGGAUAUGAAAAGCCAGAUCCAAGAAUAUUUGAAGCUGCUUUAGAUCAAGUUGAAGUAGAGGCAAGCAGAGCCUUACACAUAGGAGAUGAUAAAAAAGCAGAUAAAUUAGGGGCCAAUGCAGUUGGAAUAGAUUGUUGGUUAUGGGGAACUGAUGUGAAGACAUUCUCUGAUAUAAAAAUCCGCAUUCUCAAUUUGGAGUCAUAGUUUUCAACCAUAGAAGCAAUCUUGGGAGUUUUGUAUUAGGUCGUGUUAGUGAUGUUAUCUAUCCUCUUGAAUUUCUUAUCUAUGUUGCAAUGAUGCCAUGAAAUAAUUGCUGCUUAAGUUUUCCUAAAUAAUAUGGUGUAACUAUUAUAAUUGUGUUCAUAAUGAACAGCAGCCAAAUGAACCCCUUUGUCUGAUAGCAGAAAUCGCUUAUUCCGCUUUUAAAGCA